Molecule: messenger RNA, 3513 nt
Organism: Salarias fasciatus (jewelled blenny)
Lineage: Eukaryota; Metazoa; Chordata; Actinopteri; Blenniiformes; Blenniidae
Gene: ttc14
Product: tetratricopeptide repeat domain 14
Exons: 12
Coding region: 401-2671 (756 amino acids)
Molecular function (GO): nucleic acid binding; protein binding
Source: RefSeq, a predicted model, not a curated record
CGUCGACGUAUAGCAGCUUGAAGCAGACUUGAGCAUUUCCCCCUUUCUUCUGCGGAUAAACUUUGCGGAGUUAAUGCAUAAAAGUUGGGAGUUUUUUCCUGGAGGAAACUGGACUGUUUACGCUUUGUAAUGCACCGACUUUGCUGAGUUUUUUAUACAAUAUUUGUGCAAAAUGAUGAUGAAGUGCUGAAGCGUUAGCAUGUUAGCAUUUCCCAGCUAGCCAUAAAUGCACUGCAGUAUUUCUUUUAAGUGUGCGUGGAGUAAGGUGUUUACGAUCUGAUACUUAUUCGACUGUACACAUUUUUGAGCUUACCGCGUUGCCCUACACGGUGUUGGAGCCACAGGCGUGGCCUUUGUGUGCAGGGGUCGUUUUUCCUCGUUGAGAUAAUGUGAAAGCAGCAUGGACCGAGACUUGUUGAGGCAGUCUUUGACUUUUCACGGUCAGUCACUGUUCAACAAACUGAAAUGUGAACAAACCGAGAACCCAGACUUCCAGGCGGUGGUGUCUGACCUGUGCAAAGCCACCUAUGACAGGGCUGAAAGGGAGAGCAACCCACUUGUGGAGCAGUUCAUUGCCAGGAAAGCAGACAUCUUGUUCUGUCCAGUAUGGAAGACCGCCACUGUUCAAGGAGAGUACCACGAGGCGGAGGAGGAAGCUGCAGAGCCGUUUGCCGUCAUGCCUCCACUGGAGUUAUUCAUGGAGGUGUCGUACAAGGAGAGGAGAUCCAUGAUGUACAGGGACCUGGAGAGAGGAGACAUUGUCAUCGGGAGGAUCAACAACAUCAGAGGAUACGGCUUCUUUCUAACCCUGCUUUGCAUGGCAGGAGGUCUGAAGAGAGACAUAGAGGACCUGGAGUUGUCGGCUCUGUGCCACAUAAAAGAAAUCCCCUCUUCUGGCAGCCAUGACGACCCCCUGUCCUACUACCAGAUCGGCGACCUCAUCAGAGCCGGAGUGAAAGACAUCGACCGCUACCAGGAGAAAAUCACCGUGUCUCUCCAUCAGGCCUCUCUGUCACCCAGCCUGAGCCACAUCAAACUGGGUGUUAUCACCCGCGAGGAGCUCCCCGUUCACUACAGUCGAAGCCUCCGUGCAGCAAGCGACUCCACUGAGACAUAUGAACGUAUCCUGGGAGGGUGCCACGGCUAUCACAACCCGUCUGUGGUGGAUUACCUGCUGGAUAAGGUGGGGGUGAAGGACACCCAUCCGCCCUCCAUGAUGCGAGGCCUGCAGAGUAAACUUUUCCAAGAGGAGGAUUUUGCCGCUGCAAUCAGGAAGAAGCAGUCUGCAUCGUGGGCACUGAAGUGCGUGCGAGCAGGCGUAGACCACUUCAAACACGGCCGCCAUGUGGAAGCCAUGGUGGAAUACAACAAAGCUUUGGAAAUCGACACCAACAAUGUGGAAGCGCUGGUGGCUCGUGGAGCACUGUACGCUAACAAAGGCAGCAUCAUGAAGGCGAUAUCCGACUUCGAACUGGCUCUGGAGAACUGUCCCGACCACCGUAAUGCCAAGAAGUACCUGUGCCAGACGCUGGUGGAGAGAGGGAAACAGUUAGAGGAACAAAAGAAACUUGUGACAGCGGAGGGAUUGUACCGGAGAGCUCUGUCUCUAGACGAGUCAAACCCCGAGGCCCAGGACGCCCUCACUGAGAUCACUAACACUAUCCAGAAAUCGAUUCGCCUGCGAGAAGAAGCGCUGGCGAAGGAGCAGGUGAAGGCUACCAGCAGUCAGACCAGUGCUGAUAAAUUACGUAAGAUCCUAAAAGAGGAGAAGAAGAUGAAGAAAAAACGUAAACGAUCAUCCUCUACCUCUUCGUCAGACUCCGCCUCCUCCAGGCUGUCCUCCUCCUCCGCAUCUUCGUCUUCUCGCAGGAGGUCUAGAAAGAAAAAAAAGAAGCGGAGGAGGUCUGAGCGCGGAAGCAAGCGCCAUCGCAGGAUCUCCUCCAGGGAGAGCAGGAGGAGCUCAGAGAGUAGGAGCGAGAGAGGCAGGAAGGAGAGGGAGGAGGAGGCAGAGGAGGAGGAGCUGGAGUGGUUUCCUGCUCCGUCCAACACCUCCGCCACUUUCCUCAACCAGAAGGGAGACCUGGCCUUCGGAGCGAGGGAUGAGGACGAGGAUGAGAAGGACGCAGAUGACAGAAAGAUUAGCCAGCUGUACUCCCUGUCAGCAGCUUCAGAGGAGGAGUCGGACUCCUCGCCGAGAGAGGGCAAGAAGAGGGACGGGAAGGAGGGCAGGGUGAGGAGAAACAGCUCCGUCAGAAGCCCAGAGAGGAGGAGCAGGAGCAGGGAAAGAACGAAGGAGGAUACCUGGAGGGAAAAGAGAGACGGUGAAUCCAAGAGGAGGAUUAGCUCAGAUGAGAAUCAAACGCAAAAGUCUUUGUGUUCAUCAGCUGAGGUGGAGUUUUCCCACAAGUCGAGUUUUCCAAGUGCUGCCUCCAAAAAUCUGGGAAGCAGGAUGAGGCCGGACGAUGGUAGGUAUGAGAACAGGGGGAGGGACAGCCUGCGUCUGGAGGAGGUGAAGAGAGAGGAGGGGAGUGCAGGGAGAGCGGAGGCGGGCCGGAGCGCCGACAGCGAGCCGGGGCCGCGGCCCAAGAAGGAGCUGCCCGCUCAUCUGCUGAACAUUUUUAACCAGAUCGCCCAGUUCGAAAAGGAGAAAGGGGUGAAGCCAAAAAAGUAACUCCUGGCCUGUGGUUAUCCUCAGUAGCCCCAAACUGGUCCCUGUGCUGUGCGUCAGAACGAUUCUCCUUUGUUGUCGAUCGAAUGUUUCUUGUUCUACUGAGUCAACCUCAGCUUCUGAAAAUUAGCAUUUUCCCUGAAAUGGUCUUAUUCUCUGCUGGAGAUUGGAAGCUUGUGAGCAGCUGCUAUGUUUUCUGGGUUCAAGCUUUUUAGGAAUUGAAUGAAAUGAACAUCUGAGUUGAAACUAUGAUUCUUCUAAACAGUGUUACAGUGACGGCGCUAUAUAAUACAUAUUCUGUUCCUGGGUGGAAAGUACAUUUUCGUCACUUCCAGACCUGGAUGCUGCAGCUUUCGGUACACCGAUUAGGCGGAUUAAGUAAAUGAAUGACAGAAAUUGAGUUUUAUCUCUAAAGGCAUUGUGCAACAAAAGUUUAUGCUUUAGGGCUGACACUUUCAAUUUGUUAGGUGGUUUGAUUCAACUCGGCACAACUUACUUCACGAUUGGAUUUUGGGGGGCUGUAAUGUACAUAGAUCACACUUUAAGUAAUGCUGGGGAACAAUUUGGAGCCAAUGAGCAGCAGGUCUUUAGGAAGGUCAGAAGUUAUGUUAUCUCUCUUGUAUUCGGGGAAUGACUGGCUGCCUUACGUUGUUCACUGCUGUGUGCCAUGUUAUAUGUUGUUGUGGCUUGUUGAACCUCUGACAACCCGACUGUUGUGCUACGGUGCUUUAAUUUUUUUUUCUCUCUUUUUCUGGCUUUAUACAGCACAGAUAUUCUCGCUGUUUUUCAACACAUUGUUGUCCUGUAGUGAAACUGGAAUGAAUCAUUAAAAAAAUACAACUGUC